CUACCCAAGGACCCGUUGCAAGAGUUGUCGGGGCGCGUUCGUUUGGUGGUGUUUAUGUUUGUGGUGUGGUGUGUUGUGAAAUGUGGUGGACUGAUGGUGACGGAGGGGUUUUGCUGGCACUGGUCUACAAGUUCCCUGCACAUGUGUGAUGAGGGGAGUAGGAAGUGGUCGUCUUCAGCAACAUAGGGUGACUGUGACGGGUGUAGUGCUGGUGUUGCAGGAGUGAGGCAACACAGUAAACUUGGCAGCUUCUUCCUGAUUUCUUCAACUGGUUCCUGAGCUCAUUGUUCACUUUGAAAUGAAUAAAAAGGAGUGGAAACCAAAGAUGGCAGCAAAUUUGCACUUCCAGCUAAAUCAGGGUACACGUCGAUUUUUGUUCUCUGGAAUAUCUUCAGAUUUUGAAAGUUCUCUUUGCCAGAAGAUUGAAAGGUUACAGGGCAGAGUUGUGUUUCCCACAACAAAUAUGUUCUCAUCACUGUGCACACAUGUUGUUGCCCAAGAGUUUUCACCCACUGAAAAGGUUUUGGGUGCUCUUGCUGGAGGAAAAUGGUUACUGACAGUCAAUUACAUCACAGAUAGCUUUGAGAAAGGUUACUGGCUUCAUGAAGAAGAUUAUGAAUACACCACUUUCAAUAAAGUUCCAGCAUACCAUCGUUGCAAUAGGGAGCUGAAGAAUAAAGGGCUGUAUGAAGGCUGGAAGGUCUUGGUGGUGAUGGAUUCUUCUAAGACCACAAGAACAUUUAAAAGGAUAUUGGCAGCAGGAGGAGCCGAAAUAGCAUCAAAGGAAGAUACCACAGAUGUUGAUUUUGUAAUAACAACAAAGGAUGUUGUGAAGUAUGCUCAAACCUUGGUGAGCUGCUUUGUGCCCCUGGUGGAUGUCACUUAUAUCAAGGAGACAAUACUGUUUAGGAGCGACCCUGCUGAUCUGAAGAGACGUAAUCUCCGUGACCUUGAAAUUGUUUGCAUAUCUGAUGCCACUUCCUCAAAUCAUUCAAAACCUGAUGGGAAGACUCAAGAAGGGUACUGUGCCUCAACCAGGAAACCUGCAAAUGAGACUACACCAUCCAAGAGAAAGCAGAAUUGCAUCAAAACAAAGCAAACAACUAUAACACAGUUUCUGGAAUCAACAGUAAAAGAACCUUCACUGAAGAAUAACACUUCUAAAGAGAAAGGAAGAGAAAGUGCUUCUCAGGGCAAAAAUCUUCCAAUUGCAACCACUGCUGCAAGCUUCACUCACUGUGAUUCUGUGCCAAGGCCUCCACCAAUGCAGGGUGCAAAGGACACACUGAAGAUUACCAAGACAAGGAGAAUGCAGGAAUCAGAGACGAUGCAAGAUGUAGAGGAUGAGCCACAGACCACUGAGUUAAGGAGAGUGCAGCAAACAGAACCAAUGCAGGAUGUAGAGGAUGAACCACAGACCAAAAGCAUAAGUAUAAUUGAGCCUGUGAAUGUUAAACCUUUGUCAUUUGUAGUAGGAGAUCACCAGUAUAGUUUGAAGCAAUGUUCUGUUGUCCUAAAGAGAAUGUUAAAUGAACAUUAUCCUUUGCUUAAGGAAGAUACAAUUUCAGAUGUGAUGAAAUUAAAGCAUUCACCAAGAAAAUCUAAAAAAAUGGAACAUUGGCUUACAAACCAUGUCUUAACAAAAGAGAGUGAAGCAGUGCAACUCACAUCAUCCAUGUGCACUACAGUCUUGUCUCCUGAGAUCAAGAGAAAAGUGUCAUGUGAGAGUAGGUCAGCCUUCUUCCCAGAACUCCGUGAACAAGGAGUGCCAUCAUUUACUAUGACAAAAUCUCAAGCCAAAAAGCAAUUCUUGAACUUCAUAAGAUCAAGAGAAUGCUUGAAUGAAGUCUGUUGUACAGAUUUGUGCUUAAUUCCAAUAGAAAAUACUGAAAGUAAAUCUUACAUGAGAGAGACUAUUACUCAGCAAGAUUUAGUGACUCAGAAUGAGCCUAGAGAAAUGACAAGAAUGGAAAUGAAUGCUUAUACAAGUUUUGUUUCACCUGAAUUACGAUACCAAGAACUUUAUAUUCAUGGGUUAGACUUAUUGUUGAAUCAAGUUUCUUGUUGGCUGUAUCCUCCACCUGCCAUCAUGGGACACCUUCUGAGGGACAUGAUUCUGGAGACACAAAGCCGUAUUGUCCACUCCAGAGCACUUAGAGUGGCAUACAGGGUCCUGAGUUUGCAUCGUCCUACCACUACAAAAAUGCGAAAGUAUUACUUGUCUAUAUUAGAAAAGGCAAUGCAGAAGGCUUCUGAAGACUACACUGCAUGGGCAUUUAUACAACGGGUUAUUCACUUCGCUUUGGAGGACGAUGAUGAGACUGCAUCAGAUUCAGACACACACAGUAAGGAUGGCAUUGAUGAAGCUAAAAAGGCACUUAGUCUUCUUGAGUUCCUUAUCACCCUCAUCACAGAAGAUAUAAAAAAUUCUCCAUAUGGAAAAGCAGUACAGGAACUUCUUACCUGGGAUAUAUUCUGGGGCCCCUCAAAAGCCUAUAAUGUAGUGCCACCCCCUGUGAAGAAACUCAUUCAACUAUGGAUGUCCCAUGAGACCUCUUUUGUUCUCAGGAUGGCUCUUUCUCGCCUUGUCACCUUAGUGCUGGAGUUGCUGUGGAAGUUGAGUGGUCAUCCCCUUGUCCCAGUGUUUGCACUCCCAGACACUCUUGCUGCCAUGGAAAUAGAAAUUCAGGUUUGCUGUAAAGGUGUGAGUUUUGAGAAGAGAGUGGAGAUGGUAAGGAGCCUGCCCAACCCUUGGGCCCAGUGCAUAGUGUCAUUCAUCAUCCUCCAGGAAGCUCUUCAGUGUCCCAGGAGGUUAACAUUAGCAAGUUUGGUGGAUUUGUUCAAUUCUACAAGCAAUAACAUGAAUAGUGCAACAUGCAAUGCUGAAUUUGCACAAGAGGGUUGCAUAUCCAGGAUUUCUCCCACCAAGGAGGACCAACAAAAUUAUCACAGAGAGCUCCUGGUGACUCUGGCUAACUGCUACCUGGAAGUUGCAGGCCACAGAUAUUUUCAUAACAGCAUCACAGAAAGUGUUAGAAAAAAGUUACAAAGGGUAAAACCUGAAAACAAAACAGAUAAAGAUAAUGAUGGACAGGCUGUUGAUACAGAAAGUAAAGGAACACAGAAGCAGUAUUUAACUCUAACUGAAAAUGAAAGCUUGGAAAGUGCAAGUGAUCUGGAACAAAAUGCCAUUGUGGAUAUGUAUGAAAGUAUCCGGAGGGACAAGGAAGUGAGCAAAAAGUUGCAGUUGCAAAACAGUGGCCCACUCAAGGAAGUAGAUGUAGAGCUUUUAUUUAGAACUUUGUGCUUGUAUUGAACAGUUCCAAUCAUUUAAUAUGUCAAGGCUUUGUAGGACACCACAGUCUUAAUGGUUUGUCACUUCUCAUUAUAUAUGCAUCAUCUGCAAACAUAAUUGGUGCCAGCAUACAUUUUUGAAGAAUCCACUUUUACUUUUUUCCAGAUUGAUUUAUUAUUUAGUAUUAUUCUUAUUUUCCCAUUACAUAUGAAAUCUUCCAUCCACUUUAAAAUCAUUCCUUCAAUUGUUCCUACAUAUUUUGUGUGUGUGUGUGUGUGUGUGUGUGUGUGUGUGUGUGUGUGUGUGUGUGUUUACCUAUAGUCUGUCCGUUUUGAUUAUCUCAGAGCAAAACGUGUGUUCGGUUGGCAGCCCUGCCUCACCUCUGCUCUCGCUCAGCCCCGCUGAGAUGCUGAUUGUGUCGUUACUGAGUAAAAUGAAUAAAUAUAAAUGUUUGUGUCAUUACUGAGUAAAGUGAAUAAAUAUAAAUGUUUGUUAAUGAAUCUGCGUCUCAGUGGGGCUGAGCGAGAGCAGAAGUGAGGCAGGGCUGCCAACUGAACACACGGUUUGCUCUGAGAUAAUCAGAACGGACAGACUAAAGUUGUAGUUUUACAGGGCCUGGGCUUUACAUUUAUCCAUCUUUUCUUUAAAACUAUGCACACUCUUUGCUGACACCACUUCUUCACUCAAACUGUUCCACGUCUCAACACAUCUUUGCGGGAAAC
Molecule: messenger RNA, 4017 nt
Organism: Portunus trituberculatus (swimming crab)
Lineage: Eukaryota; Metazoa; Arthropoda; Malacostraca; Decapoda; Portunidae
Exons: 14
Coding region: 299-3316 (1005 amino acids)
Biological process (GO): positive regulation of double-strand break repair
Source: RefSeq, a predicted model, not a curated record